Molecule: messenger RNA, 6888 nt
Organism: Eufriesea mexicana
Lineage: Eukaryota; Metazoa; Arthropoda; Insecta; Hymenoptera; Apidae
Product: sushi, von Willebrand factor type A, EGF and pentraxin domain-containing protein 1
Exons: 32
Coding region: 1-6888 (2295 amino acids)
Molecular function (GO): calcium ion binding
Source: RefSeq, a predicted model, not a curated record
AUGCUUAUUACAAAUAUGAUCGAUCAAGUUGUAAGAAUAUGUACUUUGAUUUGGUUGUCAUUGUGUUGUUUAACCACGAUCGCGUUUUUCGAUGAAAUUAGUCGACUUAACAGAGACUUGUAUUUCGGAGUAUCAGGUGAGAAUGAAACAGUAUCGUUACUUCCUAAUUUCAAGGAUAAGAGAAGUACAAAUCAGAAUACAGUAAAUGCUAGUUUGGAAAAUAUCGAGAAGACAUUCAGGAAGAAAGCUGAUAUUUUAUCGCGACUUUUAAAAACUCAUAUUGACCAUUUGAGAAAUGAAACUGAUAAGGUGGAAUUAGUGUUUCUGGUCGAUGCUUCAGGAUCAGUUGGUUUAAAGAAUUUCCACAGUGAAUUGAAUUUUGUAAAACAUCUUUUGUCCGAUUUUUCCGUGGAUCGUUUUGCAACAAGAGUCGCAGUCGUAACAUUUGGUGGAAAAAGAAACAUUAAACGGACUGUCGAUCAAAUAUCUCGUACCAGUGAAAAUGAUAACAAAUGUUAUUUGUUAAACAAACAGUUGAAUAAUAUUAGUUACACUGGUGGUGGAACGUACACGCGUGGUGCACUUUUGGAAGCCCUUAGAAUUCUUGAGAAAAGUCGAUUGGAUGCAAAAAAGGCAGUGUUCCUUAUAACUGAUGGAUUCAGCAAUGGUGGUGAUCCACGACCUGCAGCGAGCCUUCUGAAAGGCGCAGGUGCUACGAUAUUUACAUUUGGGAUAAGAACAGGAAAUGUCAACGAGUUGUACGACAUAGCCAGCAUUCCAGGGGACACAUAUAGCUAUUUUCUCGACAGUUUUACGGAAUUUGAGGCUUUGGUACGACGAGCUUUACAUCGUGAUUUGAAAACAGGCAAAUACGUACCAGUGAAGUUGCCAGAUAAUUGUAAUCUCUUAUGCAGGAAUAUCAGCAAAGUCGGAACCGAGCAAAAUUGUUGCGAUAAUUUCGCCACGUGCGCCUGUGGCAUGGUGACUGGUCAUUACGCUUGUAUUUGCCCCACAGGAUAUUUUGGCUCUGGUUUCAGAGGUUCUUGUCAUCCUUGUCCUAAUGGCACAUAUGCAUCUAGAGAAAUUUCCGGUGAUUUUACGUCCAUGUGUAUAUCGUGUCCUGAUGCGAAUCACGUGACUAUUAGAGUACCGGCAACGUCUGUGGAUCAUUGCGUUUGCGCUUCUGGAUUUGUAACAGACGGAAAUAAAUGCGAGGUCAUAACAUGUCCGAAAUUGAAAGUACCGGAAAAUGGAUAUUUGGUAAAAGCAAGUGCGUGCAGCAACGUUGUUCAUGCAGCUUGUGGUAUAAGGUGCAGAAUCGGUUUCUAUCUCACAGGCGAUAGUAUUCGACUUUGUGGGAAAGAUGGCAAUUGGUCUGGAAACGAACCAAAAUGUUUGCUGAAGACUUGCCCCGCACUUCGAAUUCCUACGCAUGGGCGCAUGCGCUGUCAAAACGAUGAAGAUCAGCGUUUGAUUACAGAAGACACGACAACUUAUCCGAUCGACGCACGUUGUCAAUUCAAAUGCGAAAUCGGUUAUCAACUUCGUGGAAGUAAAAUUCGCAAUUGUUUACCCUUGUCUCAAUGGGAUGGUCUCAAAGCUACUUGUAAAGCAAUAAAAUGUGAACCUUUGAAACAAAUUAUGAAUGGACAAAUUUUUCCGGAAUAUUGUUCUGGUCCAAAUAAGGUGACGUUUGCAACAAAUUGUACUGUAUUAUGCAACGAGGGUUUUGUGCUCGAAGGUCCGCGCUUUAGAUACUGUGGCGGCCGUGCUGGCGUUUGGACACAACGCCGAACAGUUAAUCGUUGCAUAGAUAAAAUACCACCCUCGAUUACUUGUCCAUCCGACAUUAUUACGAAGAACCUGCCAGGAAAAAAAUAUACAUAUGUAAACUGGACAAUGCCGAACGUAACUGAUAAUGUAGAUAAAUCGCCCAUAUUGUGGAGUAAACCGUAUAUUACAUUUCCAUGGAAAGUAAAAAUUGGAGUACGUACAGUGGUGUAUGUAGCACAAGAUUCAUCAGGAAAUAAAGCUAGGUGCAAAUUUAAAAUUAAGGUUCUCGAUACAGAACCACCAAUGAUUGAGAAUUGCAUAGAUCCUCCUAUAUUUUUUACCGAUAAUGGAGUGGGAAUAAAUAAUGUAAGUUGGGAUGAACCUGGUUUUCACGAUAAUUCUAAAUCACCUGUACAGGUAGAGCAAAAUUAUUUUCCGGGAGAAAACACAUUUCCUAUCGGAUUAACCCAAGUAAUCUAUAAUGCCAUCGACAAAUAUGAUAAUAAAGCAUCAUGCAUUCUAAAUGUUACUAUAAAAGAUGUCUGUAAAGAAGUUCCAAAGGUAUUAAAUGGUUACUCAAAAUGUCCAUCAUCAAUAAACGAAACAAAUGAAUGUUCCAUAAGUUGCGAAGAAGGAUAUGGAUUCGCUACUGAAGAAUCAAAUCUUCGAGUCAUGGAAGAUAUAUUGUUAUUAAAAUGUAAUGAAAAUUUAUCUAAUUGGUUUGAAGAUAAUUAUUUUCCUGAUUGCUCUGAGUCAAUACUUCCCAAAAGCGCAUCCCAAGAAGGAAGUAUUAUAUUAGAAGGAAAUGCAACAAAUGUUUGCGAUAAUCAAACAACCCUCCGCGAACUGAGCGAAUAUAUUACUGCCGAUUUAAGAUCGACGUUGCUCGACAUCUGUGGAAAUGAUAUCGAAUGCAAUCUCAUUACCUUUGAUCCUGAAUGCGAAAUUAUUCCAUCGCCAAAUACGAUUUAUUCCGAUGUAAUAAGAAAACGAAGAGAAUUUAACUAUGACGAUACUUGUACUUUUAAAUUAUUCAUAAGUAACAAAAUGAUAACGAAUGAUGUUAAUAAAAAAUCUAAACGAGAUGCUAAAGUUAAUGAUCAUAGAAACAAAACGAAAAUGCGAAAGAAAAAAGAGAAAAUAGAAAUAAAAUUCAAGUUCUUAGGAAAAAUAAUCGAAGAAUACAUCGAAAAUCCACGGGAAGGAAUUCUAAAAUUGAGACAGAAGAUAGAAGCGUUGUCACGAUCUGGAAAAUUGAAUUUGCUAAAUAAUAAAACAAAUCAAGAAAUUGCGAAACUUGCAUUAAAUUUACAUCUCGUGUUUAAGAAUUUUGAGGAACUUUGCGACCCAGGAAGCGUUUUAAAGAAACAUACUUGCAUAAAAUGUCCAUUGGGUACUUUCUUCAAUGCCUCAACUAAGCGAUGUCAAUCAUGCCCUCUUGGAGAAUACGAAGACACAACUGGAUCUGUAAAAUGCAAAUAUUGCCCUGAACACACCUCAACGAAAAAAAUUCAUUCGAAAUCUAUACGAGAUUGUAUAAAUUUAUGCAGACCAGGAUAUUAUUCUCGAAAGAAGCGUUAUCAAAAUACACGUCUUGCUGUUGAACCUUGCAUAAUGUGCGAUAUUGGAUUCUAUCAACCAGAAUAUGGACAAACACAUUGUCUUUCAUGUCCAUUUAAUACUACUACCAAAAAUCAUGGAACUAACGAUGUACAUGAUUGUCUACCUUCUUAUAAAAUUGAAACAAAUAUUUGCGACAUAAAAUCGUGUUUGAAUGGUGGACAAUGUACAGAAGAGGAAGACAGUUUCAGUUGCGAAUGUCCUGAGUACUACAUCGGUUCAAAAUGUGAAACAUUUCGAAAUCCGUGUGGUUCUUCGCCCUGCAUAAAUGAAGGUACUUGUAACGUACAAAGUUUUAUAAAUAAUACAGUUUUAUAUACUUGUACGUGCAAAAAUGGAUAUUCAGGUAGUAAUUGUGAGCAAUACAUUGAUGAAUGUACCAUUAAUCCAUGUCAAAACAAUGGUACAUGCAUGAGCACAGAAAAUGACUAUGUCUGCGAGUGCAAGAAUGGCUUCGAAGGUGAAUUUUGUGAAAUUGCUGUGGAUCGUUGUCAUCCUUCGCCUUGUAUGGAAGGAUCUACUUGUCAGAACAUUGAUGGGACCUGGCAGUGCUUUUGCAAACCUGGUUUUCUCGGUCGCUAUUGUAAUUUAUUGCCUUGUGAUUGGUUACCGUGCAAUGAAAACUCGUAUUGCAUAAAUAUAGAAGAAGAAAAUGCAACAAAAUUAAGUUACAGAUGCGAAUGUAUAAAUGGUUAUACUGGAGAAAAUUGUAGCAUAAAACAGGAUCACUGUGAGAGCCAUCCAUGUUUGAAUAAUGGAAAUUGUGUUAAUAACAUUUUUAAUUAUACGUGCAUAUGCCCUAUCUUAUUCACAGGACGUCAUUGCGAGACUGGAAAGUAUAAACUAUCAUCUGAUUAUACGAUACAUUUUACGAAAUCGGGAACUACUGAUUAUAUCAGUAUGAAAGGUCCUACGACGAAUCUUUCAAAGUUAAGUACAUGUUUAUGGCUACAAUCGAAAGAUACGUUUAAUUAUGGCACUGUGUUAUCUUAUGCGACACGUUAUUACGAUAAUGCAUUCACUUUGACUGAUUAUAAUGGGCUGGUUAUAUAUCUCAAUGGUGAGAAAAUAAUAACUGAUAUUAAAGUAAACGAUGGUCAUUGGCAUUUCGUUUGCUUUACCUGGGAAGCAGAAAAUGGCUCCUGGAAUAUAUUUAUCGACGGCCUUUUGAGAGACAAUGGAACCCAAUUGGCGAAAGGAACUUCUAUUCAAGGUAAUGGAACUCUCAUAAUUGGACAAGAACAAGAUCGCGUCGGAGGAGGAUUUUCGGAGUCAGAGUCCUUUUUGGGAAAAUUGACAUUACUGGAUGUUUGGAGCACAAUUUUAGUAGCAAAAGAUGUCAAACAUUUAUUCAAUACAUGUCAAAAAUACCAUGGUGAUGUAAUUGCAUGGUCGCAGAUCCAAGAAUAUGUUCAUGGUGACGUAGCGAUAUUAAGCACUUCAUUUUGCCGUGGUUGCCCCUUACCCGUCAUACCAUUUAAAGGUAACAUAAACAUCAGUGAAGACGCAUCAAACAUCACUUAUUAUUGUGAUGAUGGUUAUGUAGUGCGAUUUCGUAAUAAAGAAUAUCGAUCUUUAAAAGUAAAAUGUCUUAAGCACGGACAAUGGGAAGGAUACUACACACCCAUUUGCACCAGAAGAAAAUGCGGUUUCCCGGGAUAUUUUCCACGAGGUCGUAUACAUGGUAGGUCAUAUUUAUACGGAGAUGAAGUACAUUAUUUCUGCUUAACUGGUUAUGAACUUCGAGGAAAUCCUCGUAGAAUCUGUAAUGCCGAUGGGAAAUGGAAUGGAUUACCUCCAGUUUGUAUAGGAAAAACGUGCAAGAAUUUACUGGCUCCAGAACACGGAGAUAUCGAGUACGUGUUAGAAGAAUAUGAAAGAGAUGAUCUUUCAAUUCUACAGGUAGGGCAACAAAUCGAAUUCAAAUGCGAUGUCGGAUUUCGUUUAAUAGGAGAAAAAUUUUUAACAUGUUUGGAAUCAGGACUAUGGGAUCAUGAAAGACCUACAUGUAUAACUUAUGGAUGUUCAGCACCAAAAGAGAUUAAGAAUGGCUAUAUAGUUUCUGUAAGUUCAAAUAAUCUCCAGGGAACUUUCAGUACAAAAUUUAAUCUACAAACGAUUAAUAAUACCUUCGAAAAAAACUAUGAGUUUAAUGAUAUUAUUGGAUACUCCUGCUAUCCAGGAUAUAAGUUUCAAAGCAACCAUAAUUUGUUAAGUCAAUUUAAACUUCAAUGUUCAGAAAAUGGUACUUGGAUCGGAUUUGUUCCUGAUUGUAUACCUUUCAAGUGUCCAUGGCCUAACAUUAUAAAUAAUGGCAAAUUAUUAUUUAAAACACAAAAUAAUUACACUAUUGAACUUACGAAAAUAAAAACGACGUCUAAUUAUACGAAUACAGAAAUUACAUCAGAAGAAAGUGAUGAUGAUGCCAAAGAAGAACAAAAUUUGGAAGAUGAGUUCACGAUUGGCGCUCAAAUUUUAGUACAAUGUGAUAUAGGAUAUAAAGUCAUCGGUGAUAGCGUGAGAAUUUGUACAGAAAAUGGACAAUGGUCAUCUACGUUAUCGUCCUGCGAACUUCAAGAAUGCCCAAUCUUAAAUCAUCCAUUUUUUCAUGUCCUUAAUGAAAAAACAAAUCCAAAUUCUACUAAAACAAUAUUUUAUAAAACAAAUUCUACUAUGUGGAAAGAUGAUCAAAAUAAAAAAUUGGAUAGUAAAAUACCAUUUAAUGGCACUUAUAAAAAUUUAGAAUACUUUGUUGAAGGCUAUACUUACAUGGGAAAGAUAAUUCUUAAAUGUAUUAGCACUGGUGAGAUUAAAUUAAAUAAUACAGGUAAUCAUAAUUCUACUUCAGAUUUAACUUGGUUUUGUAAUGAACAUGGGAAAUGGGAAAUAGUUGAUACACAAUUAAAUAAUACUAUCGUUGACCUUUUAUUUAAUAAUGACUUGGAUAAUAUUUGUCAAGAAUUUAUGUGCAGUAUAAUCACAGUCCCAGACUACAGUUACAUUGUGGAAAAGAAUUAUUCAAGAACUGUUAAUAGUACCAUAACAUUCAAAUGCCACCAAGGCUAUAUUCUGGAAGGUAAUGAACGAUCCGUUUGCUUUCCAAAUAAUACUUGGUCUACUAUUCCUUCUUGUAAACCUAUAAUAUGUGGAAAACCACCUAAAAUUGCAAAUGCUCUGUUGAAAGGAGAUCAAACUGAAACAGUAAAUUUUACAUUUGGUAGUACAGUUGCUUACGAAUGCAUGCCUGGGUACUUAAUGUUGGGUCAACCAAAUACAAGAUGUCUGACAAAUGGGAAAUGGUCUAGAAUAUAUAGCAGAUGUUCAAAACUUUCGUGUAAUAAACCAAAACUACCAUUUGGAGUAACAAUUCGUGGACGUUCUUAUUUGUAUAAAGAUCAAUUGACAUAUGUGUGUCCUGAUGGUAAAAAACAAGGACUAAUUACAUGUAAGGCUGAUGGAUAUUGGAGCGAUCCACCGAAUUGUAAUGACAAUUAA